Pristis pectinata (smalltooth sawfish) is the source of this 6339-nucleotide messenger RNA. RefSeq lists its product as uncharacterized. NCBI's taxonomy places the organism in Eukaryota, Metazoa, Chordata, Chondrichthyes, Rhinopristiformes, Pristidae. Gene Ontology annotation, biological process: fatty acid biosynthetic process. The transcript is spliced from 6 exons. Gene Ontology annotation, molecular function: 3-oxoacyl-[acyl-carrier-protein] synthase activity; fatty acid synthase activity. The record is from RefSeq and is a predicted model, not a curated record. Bases 1 to 6339 code for a protein of 2112 amino acids.
AUGGAAACACACGGUGAGGAUAUAGCUAUUGUUGGCAUAGGAUGUAAUUUUCCUGGAGGAGAAGGCAUUGAUAAUUUCUGGAAAGUCCUUCUUCAGGGAAGAAACUGCGUGGAUGAUAUUCCACCAAAUCGGUUCAAUACGAAAUUCUGGCAUGAUACUGAUGACAACAAAGCAGGAAAAAUGAUCACAAAACGAGCAAGUUUAAUCGAAGGGUUUAAUGAAUUCGAUCACAAGCUGUUUAACAUAAGUCAAACAGAAGCCAAUAGUAUGGACCCACAGCAUAAACUUCUGUUAGAGUGCACAUACAAAGUGUUUGAAAAUGCAGGGAUGCCUAUGGAAGACAUCAGUGGGAGUAAAACUGGUGUUUUCAUUGGACUCAUGAAUCGUGAUUAUGAAGGGAUUUUAAAUAGUGCCGCCAACAAAAUCACCCAUUAUAAUGGGACAGGGUCAGCAAUGAGUAUAGCAGCAAAUAGGAUUUCCUUUGCUUUCAACCUCACUGGACCAUCACUGGCUAUUGAUACAGCAUGCUCUUCAUCGCUUGUCGCUUUACAUUAUGCUGCUCAGGCUAUCAAACAAGGUGAUUGUGAGAUGGCAGUUUGUGGAGGUGUGAGCUGUAUAAUUGAGCCAAGGAUUAAUGUAGCACUUAGCAAAGCAAAAAUGAUAUCUCCGGAUGGAAUGAGCAAACCAUUUUCCAUCAAAGCCAAUGGGUACGGAAGAGGCGAAGGUUGUGGCAUUCUGCUGUUAAAGCCGCUAGCAAAGGCUCAGAAGGAUCAUGACCAUAUUUGGGGUGUAAUAGUCUGUAGUGCAAUCAAUCAGGAUGGCAGAACAGUCACACCUAUCACUAGACCCUCCCAAAAGCAGCAGGAAGAAUUGUUGAAAAGUAUUUAUCCCAGAAAGGUUGACCCAUCACAGAUUCAGUACAUGGAGGCUCAUGGAACUGGAACACCGGCUGGUGAUCCGACUGAAGCAGCCAGCAUAUCAAAUAUUAUUGCCCGAUCCAGACACUCUGGUUUUCCUCCACUUACAAUGGGUUCAGUCAAAGGAAACAUUGGUCACACAGAAUCAGCUGCGGGAGCUGCAGGUUUAAUUAAAGUUCUCCUGAUGAUGCAUCAUGGAAAAAUUGUACCAUCGCUCCACUACUCUGAGGAGAAUUCAAGCAUCAAUGCAAAAGCUUUGAAUCUACAUAUUCCAACUAGUGUGAAGAACUGGGAAGAAAAGUGGGAAAAAGAGAAGAUGGCAGGGAUCAACUCAUUUGGAUUUGGAGGGACAAAUGCUCAUGUGGUCAUAAGGCAGUUCAAGCAGGAUUCGGGUCAAAUCUCUGGACAAAAACCUCUUGAAAUAUUUGUGCUUUCUGCUGCCUCCCAGAAUUCAGUUAGAAUGAUGAUAAAGGAUACAAGUAACCAAAUAAGGGAAAGUGAAGAUGUAAUUCUUCACAAGCUGGCAUACACAUCUGCAUGCAGAAGAAGCCAUAAGAAUUACAGAUACAGGAAAGCAUUUAUUGCUUCUUCCCUUGGGCAUCUCCAACAACAGCUUAGAUCAGCUGCAGACAGUGAAGUGGCUCAGGUCAAGACAGAUGUAAAAUUGAUAUAUGUGUUUUGUGGCAAUGGUGUUUUAUAUCAAGGUAUGUGCAAGAAACUUCUACAACUAGAACCAAGGUUCAGGGCACAGAUCGAAGAGAUAGAAAGAAUACUGCAACGGUACACAGACAUCAACUUAAUGGAUUUAAUUGAAAAUGACUGCGACGACUUCACAAAACCAGACCUAGCACAGCCACUGCUUUUUGGCAUCCAGGUAGCAAUAGUGACUCUUUUGAAGUUUUGGGGAAUUCAGCCUGACAUCAUCAUUGGGCAUUCAGUUGGGGAAGUUGCUGCAGUAUAUUGUGCUGGGAUACUUUCAUUACAAGAUGCUGUAAAGGUGCUUUAUCACAGAAGUGCAUUGCAAUCAACAGUAACAGGAGGGAAAAUGUUGGUGGUUAGUAACUUACCCGUGUCAAAAGUGUCAGAUAAACUUGAUUCAUAUUCAGGGAGACUCUGCAUUGCUGCAUUCAAUAGUCCCUCGUCAUGUACAGUGUCAGGUGAUGCCAAUGCAAUAGACAAAUUGCAUACAGAUUUACAGAGUUCAUUUAAUGACAAAAAUAUAUUCCUUCACAUUUUGGAUGUUCCUGCAGCAUAUCACAGUCAUUUGAUGGAACCAAUCUUAAAGCAAGUGGAAGAGAGUAUCGGUAACUUACAGAAAUGUGAAACAAAAGUUAAAGUAAUUUCCACUGUUACUGGACAAUUGGUUUCAGGAAAUGACUGCGUGACAGGAAAGUAUUGGUCUAGAAAUAUUGAAAAUCCUGUUGUUUUUGAACAAGCCAUUAGAAAUGCUGUUGCAGAGGUAAAAAAUGCAGUGUUUGUUGAAAUAGGACCAAGAAGGGCCUUACAAAGGUACAUUAAAGAAAUUGUAGGAAAUGGGGCUCAGGUGUUUCCUGCAGUGCAGCCAGAAAGAGAUUAUGAAACUCUGCUUUCAGUUUUAUCAGGGCUUUUCGAAAUGGGAUACAAUCCUAAUUGGCAAAAUAUCUUUGGAGAAUGUAAGACCGUUCCAACAUUGUAUCCGUGUUAUAAGUUUGAUCGCACUAAGCUCAGCAUUAAUUUUGAAGAUUUUAGGCAGGGUAAUGAAAAAGUGUCAUCUGUAACUCAUCCCCUUCUCAGCAGUUCAAACAAAGAUGGCAAGGAGUACAAUUACAACCUAACACUGGCAACAGCACCGUACCUGUUGGAUCACAAAAACAAUGAAGUACCUAUAUUACCUGGUUCCAUGCAUGUAGAGCUUGCAUUAGCAUCUGCCAUGGCAAGUAUUAAACCAAAGAUACCUCUCAGGUUGUGCCAAAUCAGUAUUGCUUUCUUGAAUCCCUGUAUUGUGCAACCAAACUCCACAGAGCUCAAGGUACAACUUAAUAGGGAAGACAAAGUGACUGAAUUUACUGUUAUGGCAUCAACUGUUUCUUAUGCAAAAGGAGAGGUUCAACAAAACAUGGAAUGCAGUGCUGAAGAAAAUAUUCUUUCCCUUGAGCAUAUUUUGCAAAGAGUCAAUGAAAGGAUAAAGGCAGAAGAUAUCUAUGUAGACAUCUCUUCUUUAGGCUUCCAGUAUGAUUCAGUCUUCAGAAACCUUGGAGAUGUGUUCUGUUCAUAUGAACUAGAGGAAGCUAUAACAUAUGUCAAGGUACCAGAUGAACUUGUACUGCAGAUGCAUGAAUACUGCAUUCAUCCAGUUAUUUUAGAUUACUACAUGCAAAUGGCUGCUAUUCUGGCAAUGAAAAUGUCAAACCUGAGGGCAGGAUUCCCGACUUCCAUCGGGAGUUUGGUAGUAUGUCGACCAAUGCAACAGGAAAUGACUAUCUACAUGAGGACCUGUAAAAAUACUGCAGAAUUUUAUGAGGUUUCUGGUGCAUUUACAGAUAGAAAGGGCAUGGUCAUUGCUGAAUUGAAAAAUGUCAGAAUUACAUUCCUUGGGCAAGGCAAUUCCACAGGAUUUAAUAACUUUUCCUAUGAAAAUACUUGGGAGGAAAUUGAUCACCUUGCCAAAGGUGUAGAUAGUCCUUCUGCACCAAAAUCAUUAGUAUUUGCAGAUAACAUUGGAGUUGCUAAAAGUCUGCAAAAGCACUUGCAUAGGCAGUCCUCUUAUGUUCCUUACCAGGAUCCAGAGACCUUGAUGGAUAGAGCAGUUACACAGAUUUUACAACAGCACAAUGUGACUGAUUUGAACAGCUUUGACGAAGUGCUAUUCUUAUGGGGGAUGAAAAAUGUAACUGACCAGAACAGCAAAGCAGUGGUGGAUCACGUCAGCAGCUGCUGUGAGGUUUAUCGGCAAAUCCUACAACUGGUUCGAGGGAAGAGAUCCUCAAAGUCUGUCAGAAUAAUCACCUACAGGACAUCUGAGAAAACAGUGGAUGAAAUCACUGCAGGUUUUGCCUUAUGGGGAAUGACCAGAUCAUGCCUCGUAGAACUUCAAGAGAUUUCUUUUCAGCUGAUUGACAUUGGCUCUACUAGUGAGGCUGAUAUUGCAGCCUUAGCUAACACGAUUAGCCUGCCUCAUAAUUACCCUGAAAUAAUGAUUCGACUAGGCAAGGUACAUAUCUCACGUGUCAAGCGAGCAGCCAAUAUAAGUUCCAACAAUAUUUUCAACAUUGUACCUUAUUCUGGUUGUGAAAAUGUAAUUUUCCAGACAAUGAAUCCUUACAAAGUUGUAGAUUUUCAUGCAAAGUCUCAAGAAAGGAAAAUGAUUGAACCUGCAAAACAAACAGCAUUUGUUAAGAUCGAUACAAUGUGCAUUCAUUCUUCAGAUUAUUUUCCGGUCAGUGUCUCUGUUAAGAACUUUGGACAGACACUGUACUGGAACACAACCAUGAUUAAAGGAUACGAGCUAAUUGCUCUCGACUUCAGUGGUACAGUCACAGCUGUCAGCAAAGAUGUAAAAACCUGCAAAGUAGGAGAUCACGUUGUUACAUGUUAUCCUGUUGCUGCAUUAUCAACAGUCAGUCUUCCUGCAUCCGUUUGUUUCAAAAGCAGCAAAAUUCCAUUUCUGAAGCAGACACCCUGUGUUUCAUACUUCAUACUUGCCUGGGAAAUACUCCAUAACACUCUACCUCGUGUUAAGUAUCACAAAUGCUUGUCAAUUCUUUCCUUAGCAGCAGAAUCUUGUCUCAGUAAAGUGCUGUCUCUGGCAGCUGAGUCAUUGGGCUGGAAAGUACAGGUUCAAACAGAACUUACUGACCUUUCACAAGCAGUUCUUAAUUCUGAUGCAUUGCUUUUCCUGCCACCUAUUAAGUCCACCCUAGUCACAAAGGUCGUUAACAACUCUUCUGCUGGGCAUGUUGUUGUUCUCUUUGAUAACAACCAAGCAUUUGAAACUUCUCAGAACAUACUUGGUUAUGAAAAGGAUCACGUUCAAAUUCACUUUUUGCAGGUAGCUAACAUACUUAAAAGGUGGUAUCUUAAAAAGUCUGCUGAUGAUGUUUAUAAGUGGAUGAGGUCAUUGCGCUUAAAGAGCAAACAGCUUGAUUUUCCGAGGACUAAUCUUCACUCAGUGACCUGUGAUGUGGGUGAAUGUGGGGAAGAGUCCUACUUCACCUGCAAAGCUGUCUCAGUUGUGGAUCUGAAAACAAAUGCUGUAAAUGGUAAGAUUUCAGAGAUACCAGUGUACCAGAGUCAAAAACAACUUUUUCGUAAAGAUGCUGCAUAUAUAGUGACAGGGGGACUUUCGGGGCUUGGCUUUCAGACAGUAAAUUUUAUUGCUAAACAUGGGGGAGGAUAUGUCAUUAUUCUGUCAAGAAGUGUUCCACCUGCUGAGAAGCAGGAAGAAUUUAAAGAACUCUGGAAACAGUUUGGGACAAGUGUAGUGAGCAUUACCUGUGACAUCUCAAACCUGUCAAACGUUGAGUUAGCCAUCAGUCGUUUUCUUCACUCCUUCCCAAAGAUCCCAAUUAAAGGAGUGUUUCACAGUGCUGUUGUAUUACACGAUGGCCUCAUUCAGGCUCUAAAUAAAUCAUUGUUUGACAAAGUUUUGGGUCCCAAAAUUGCAGGAGUUCUGAAUCUUCACUAUACAACAAAAUCCUUCCCACUGGACUACUUUGUAUGCUACUCAUCAAUUGCAUCAUUCGUUGGGAAUUCUGCCCAGGCAAACUAUUCUGCAGCAAACUCUUUUCUUGACUUCUUUGUGCAUUACAGGAGAAAUCACGGACUAGUAGGGCAGUCUAUAAACUGGGGUGCACUCAACCUUGGCCUAUUACUCAAUAAGGAUAGCAUCCAAAGAUUUCUGGAAUCAAAGGGGAUAAUGAUUUUGGAAAUAUCAGAAAUUACCCAAUGUCUUGAACAAUCCCUAGUUCUGAACAAUCCACAACAAGCUAUCUGUAAAUUUAAUUUCUCCAGUUUAUAUAAUAAUGUUGUGUCUCAAAAUCCAGCAAUCAAGGCACGUCUUUAUUCACUCGUGGUGGAUGAAAUCAGUAAAGCACAAAUCAGUCCAAAAGAAGUUUUAUCCAAUAAUUCACAAAUGACCCCUGAGCAGUAUGUCAUUGCAUUGUUGAGUGAAGUCAGCAAUGCUGAUCCUUCAGAGUUCACAAAAGAAACUUACCUUUCCAGCUUUGGCCUUGAUUCCAUGCUAAGUAUGACAGUGCAAAAUCGUAUUUAUCAGGAAAAAAACAUUAACUUGCCGCUAGUAACAUUUCUUGAUCCGAAAACUACCGUAGGUACUGUUGUGUCACUGCUUGAAGACCAAAAUUCUGGCCAACCACAGUCUGGAGAAACAAAUCUGCCACUGAACAAAUCAUUCAGUGUUGAGCCUGAUGAAAACACCAUUUUCUAA